AUGCCACUUCGUCCUCACACGGAAGAGCCGUCUGUGGUGGUCUCGUCUACCGACUCCCAAACACUGACCAGCACAUCAGCGUCACAACCCCCACAGCGGCCGGCCCUUACCACGAACAGCGGGGGCAAUAACGCCGAUAAGAGCAAAAAAGUGGCCAUUCCCCGACAACGCUCCGGUGCUGCACCACGCUAUAGUCGGCGCGUCCCUUUGGCUUGCGAAUCUUGUCGGCAUCGAAAGACCAAAUGUAGCGGUGAUACCCCGGUGUGCAGACAGUGUAAGGAGUUACGGGUCAGCUGCCGUUAUCCAGUCUCCUGGCGCGAAAAAACGAAGACGCAAUUGUCCAAGCUCUCUACCAAGACGUCCGAUUAUGAAAAUCUUCUGCGAGAGCUGGGUUCUGUGGUGGAUGGCCGCGCUGCCGAGAGGAUAAAGCUUGUUCUAGACAAGCAUGCGGGUAGUGAAAGUACAGCGACGUCCACCGAAGCACAGUCGAGUUCCGUAACGCCACAGGAUGAAUACGCCGAGGAUGACGUAUCUUCAACUUCAUCAAUCGGGUCGCUAGAUGCCAUAGAUCGUGUGGAAGAGGACGUGAACCGAACGCCUAGUUCUCGUGCGACUGGCUAUAUGGGCAAGAACUCAGAGGUUAUUUGGAUGCAGCGAGUACGCAAGGAGGCCGAACAACGUUCACGCAGAUUACCAGGCUACUACGAAGCGGGUCAGGAAAGUGAUUUCACCAUCCAUUCGGUCAAUUAUCAUCUGGACGAUAUGGAUAUCUCUGUCCCUGGUCCCGUCCAUGUGUACUGGAUGCCACCACGGAAGGUGGCCGACCAACUCUUUCAAGACUAUUUGGAGACCGUGCACCCGUUCUUUCCCAUCAUCAACCGCACUCUUUUCUCUGCCCAAUACAAAACGUUCUUCGAUAGUGCAGCCCGACCUGGCGACAAGUGGUUAGCUAUCCUAAAUAUGAUCUUUGCUAUCGCAGCCAAGCAUGCUUAUCUUACGCAAGCACCAUGGCGAGGAGACGAUAAUGACCACUUGGUCUAUCUCACUCGGGCCCGGAUACUCAGCAUGAACGGUGAUGUGCUAUUUAGUCAUCCCGAUCUUCAGCAGGUUCAAGUGGAAGGUUUGAUUGCGUACUAUUUACUCUCCACAGACCAGAUAAAUAGGGCUUGGAGAAUCGCUGCUCUAGCCGUACGUUCUGCUAUCACGCUAGGGCUCAAUAUGAAGAAUACCAGCGAUACCACGGCGAAGGUCUCUAAAGAAGCCCGGUAUCGGGUUUGGUGGUGUUUGUACACAUUUGAGCACAUUUUGGGUAUUAUGACAGGACGUGCCUCGUGCAUCACCGACGGCAUCUGCACAACGCCACUUCCACUUCCUUUCGAGGAGGAACAGCUCUCGGAGCCCGCUGCGACACGACUUCUCAAUAAUCCGAAUCUUCGCCAAGACUACAUUGAAACUGCCCUUGCCUCUUCGUCCGUUCGGCAGAUGCCCUCUAAUCCCCGUGGGGGCAGAGAAGCUGACGCGGCAGACCAAGCGCGCGACCCCUCAUGGUUACGGAAUCUACCUCCGAGUAGCGCUCUAGGCUUUCUCUACUAUGUUGACCUUGCAGUCAUAUCACAGGAAAUUGUCAACCGGGUAUACUCACUCGAUUGCAUUUCCAUCCCAUGGAGUCACAUUGAGAACAGAAUUGGCGAAUUGCGGUCUCGGAUUGAUCUUUGGUAUCAAAAUCUGCACGAAGCGUACGACUUCUCUCGGAGAGAAGAUCAGAGCACUGAUAUCGUGCGUGUCAAGCUUUUCCUCGCAUUUCAUUACUAUAGUGCGCGAAUAACUCUGGGACGGCCAUGCCUCUGUCGUCGUGACGCACGGCAAACCGCUGCUAGCAAGAGGCCGACCUUCAGCCAUGAAAUGGCAGUCGUAACCUUGGAUUCCGCUCGACGGAUGCUCGACUUGAUGCCGGAUGUGCCAGACGCAGCCCGUCUUUACCAAGUGUGCCCUUGGUGGUGUAUUCUGCAUUACCUCAUGCAAGCCACAUCGGUCUUGCUAUUAGAGUUAUCAUUCGGCUGUAUCCACAAGCCAGAAGACGAAACAAACUUCUUAGAUUCCACAAAGAAGGCCAUUCGUUGGCUAUUUGCGAUGGCACAAAUUAGUCUAGCGUCUCGACGUGCGUGGGAAUUAUGUUUUGGGAGUCUCCGGCAGAUUGCCCGUGGAAUGGACUACGACAUUAGCGAUAUGCCCGUGUUUGGUAACGAUCCUCGAGCACACAGUUUGAUUCAAUCUGGCCAACCACAAUCUGGAGAGGCCACUAACUCAGGUCCUAUGAUUUAUCAAUCGACACCUGCUGAUAUGAGUCAAUCUCUUGGUGCGCCGCAAUUAUCCAAUAUGCACCAUGAUUCUGGAAUGUCAUUCACCAUGAACCAUCAGAACCAGCAGCAGCAUUAUCAGCAACAGCCACAUCAACAUCAUCAACACUCAGGCAUGCCGAUGAACUUCAUGCCUUCCGAUCCCAGUCCCGGAGGCGAUGCAUAUUUCCCAUAUGACCCAAUCAGCGGCGAAUUCAUUCGCUCUUUCUUUCCAGCCACGGGAGAUGAGGAUCAACCAUGGGGGUGA
Aspergillus saccharolyticus JOP 1030-1 is the source of this 2604-nucleotide messenger RNA. Its product is annotated as Zn(II)2Cys6 transcription factor. Lineage: Eukaryota; Fungi; Ascomycota; Eurotiomycetes; Eurotiales; Aspergillaceae. The record is from RefSeq and is a predicted model, not a curated record. Gene Ontology annotation, molecular function: DNA binding; zinc ion binding; DNA-binding transcription factor activity, RNA polymerase II-specific. Gene Ontology annotation, biological process: regulation of DNA-templated transcription; DNA-templated transcription. Bases 1 to 2604 code for a protein of 867 amino acids. The transcript is spliced from 4 exons.